Molecule: messenger RNA, 1206 nt
Organism: Aspergillus bombycis
Lineage: Eukaryota; Fungi; Ascomycota; Eurotiomycetes; Eurotiales; Aspergillaceae
Product: UDP-glucose:hexose-1-phosphate uridylyltransferase
Exons: 4
Biological process (GO): beta-D-galactose catabolic process via UDP-galactose, Leloir pathway
Cellular component (GO): cytoplasm
Molecular function (GO): UDP-glucose:hexose-1-phosphate uridylyltransferase activity; zinc ion binding
Source: RefSeq, a predicted model, not a curated record
UUGUCUCUCCUCCGUCGCACAGCAUACGCGUGCUAUUCGCAAUCAACCAUGGUCGAAAACGUCCUUGAUGAUAUCUCCCACCGGAGGUAUAACCCACUCCGCGGUUCUUCCAUCUUAGUGUCCCCCCACAGAACUAAGCGUCCUUGGCAAGGAGCACAAGAAAGUCCUUCCAAGACAACUCUGCCCACCUAUGACCCUGCUUGCUAUCUGUGCCCAGGCAACAAGCGUGCGCAAGGAGAUGCGAACCCCAAGUACGAAAAGACUUUCGUUUUCGUCAACGAUUACAGCGCUGUCAAGGAGGAGCAAGCGCCAUAUAGUCCGGAUAAUGCAGACGAUCUGGAAUCUUUCUUCCUGAAGGCAGAGCCUGUCACUGGCAAAUGCUACGUGCUCACCUUCUCAGCGGCCCACAACCUCACCUUGGCAGAUCUGUCUCCAGCCGAGAUUGCUCCCGUCAUCGACGCUUGGACUGAGAUCUACAGUGCACAUCUGUCACCUAAGUCACCGUUGGCUGCUCUUGCCCCGGCGACCACUCUACCUCCCAACUCCCCCACCGCUGAUCUGGCCAAGCCCAAGGAACAAUAUCGGUAUAUGCAAAUUUUCGAGAACAAGGGCGCGGCUAUGGGGUGCUCGAACCCUCACCCCCAUGGACAAGUCUGGACCACCAGCUCGCUACCCGAAGAGCCAGCGAUGGAGCUGGAACAACUUAAGAAAUACCGCAAGGAGCACGGAGGCAAGCACAUGUUAGAAGAUUAUGCGGCUCUCGAAAGCCAGAAGAAGGAGCGUGUGGUGUUCGAGAACGGAGCAUUCCUGGUUGUCUGCCCCUGGUGGGGAGUUUGGCCAUUCGAGACAAUGAUUGUUAGCAAACAACACAAGCGUGCGCUCGUUGACCUAAAUGCCAACGAGAAGGCACAGUUGGCCGAGGCCAUCGCAGAGGUCACCAGACGUUACGAUAAUUUGUUCGAGACGCACUUCCCAUACAGCAUGGGUAUCCAUCAGGCACCACUCGAUGGGACUGAAGAGGAGAUUGAGUCUUCGUAUCUGCACUUGCACUUCUACCCUCCUUUGUUGCGCAGCGCAACUGUGCGGAAGUUUUUGGUUGGUUAUGAAAUGAUGGGCGAGCCUCAGCGAGACAUCACCCCCGAGCAAGCGGCGGCAAGAUUAAGGAACUGUGGAGGAGAGCUGUAUAGGAAGAAGUUGGACGGGUAG